Molecule: messenger RNA, 4005 nt
Organism: Ochotona princeps (American pika)
Lineage: Eukaryota; Metazoa; Chordata; Mammalia; Lagomorpha; Ochotonidae
Gene: PHC2
Product: polyhomeotic homolog 2
Exons: 15
Coding region: 172-2844 (890 amino acids)
Cellular component (GO): PRC1 complex; nucleus
Molecular function (GO): zinc ion binding; protein binding
Source: RefSeq, a predicted model, not a curated record
CCCCUCCUCCCCGGGCCGCGUCGGAGUAGCCAGCAGGGUGCGCGGCGCCGAGCCGAGGGGGCGGGCUGAGGGGCGGCCCCCGGGAGAGAGCGGCCAGGUGGAGGAGGAGCGCGGAGGCGACCGCAGUGGUCACCUGCUCUUCUGCCACGUGGGUGCCCUGACUGUGCUACCAUGGAAAAUGAGACGCCAGCACCACACGCCUCUGGCAGCGCCAGUGUCACCAGCAGCACCAGCAGCUCCAGUAACAGCAAUGGCUGCAGCAGUAGUAGCAGCAGCGGAGGAAGUGGCCGCAACACAGGGCCCCAGAUUUCCGUGUACAGUGGUAUUCCCGACCGGCAGACUGUGCAGGUGAUCCAGCAGGCCCUGCACAGGCAGCCCAGCACCGCAGCGCAGUACCUACAGCAGAUGUAUGCUGCCCAGCAGCAGCACCUCAUGCUGCAGACAGCAGCCCUGCAGCAGCAGCACCUGAGCAGUGCCCAGCUCCAGAGCCUGGCAGCCGUGCAGCAGGCAAGCCUGGUGGCCAACAGACAGGGGAGCACCUCGAGCAGCAGUGUGUCCGCCCAGGCCCCAGCCCAGCCAUCAUCGAUUAACCUGGCAGCGUCCCCAGCUGCAGCCCAGCUCAUCAACCGGGCCCAGAGCGUGAACUCGGCGACAGCCUCAGGCAUUGCACAGCAGGCCGUGCUCCUGGGCAACACAUCUGCUCCAGCCCUGACAGCCAGCCAAGCCCAGAUGUAUCUGAGGGCACAGAUGGCCCAGCCAGGCAACCUGGUGCAGGUAGCUAGGAGCCUAGGCGGCACUGUUCCUUUGUCCCCUCAGCUCAUCUUCACGCCCACGGCCACCGUCGCUACUGUGCAGCCUGAACUCGGCACUGGCUCCCCUGCCCGGCCCCCCACCCCCGCCCAGGUACAGAACCUGACCCUCCGAACUCAGCAGACCCCAGCUGCAGCCACCUCGGGCCCCACCCCCACUCAGCCUGUGCUGCCCAGCUUGGCCCUGAAGCCCAUGCCUGGGGGCAGCCAGCCUACAUCUACCCCUUCUCAAGGCAGAAACACUACCCAGGGGUCCCCUGCAGGUGCCAAGCCGGGCGCACCUGAAGGCGUGACGGAGCCACUCAAGAAAGGAGACGGCAGUGGUAGUGCGCCUGGGAACAUGGAGGGCCGGACAGGGCUCGGCCGGGCGGCACCCACUGUGGCCACCCACCCCCUCAUUGCACCAGCUUAUGCUCAACUGCAGCCACACCAGCUCCUCCCACAGCCAUCUUCCAAACACCUGCAGUCCCAGUUUGUGAUCCAGCAGCAGCAGCAGCAGCAGCAGCAGCAGCAGACUUUGCCACAGCAGCAGCCACAGCACAGCCAGCAGGCACGGCCUGUGCUCCAAGCCCACGCCCAACCCCAGCUCGCCUCGGUCCCUCCCAGCGUGGCCCUGCAGUCUAGCUCUGAAGCCCAUGCCGUGCCUCUAGGACCCAUUACUCCUACCCUGCCACUCCAGUGCUCCGCUGCCAACCUGCACAAGGCUGGCGGCAGUCCGCCAUGCCACCCUCCCACGGCAGAUACGGGGCCUCAGAAUGGACAUCCCGAGAGUGUGUCCCACACCCCUCAGCGCAGAUUCCAGCACACAUCAGCUGUCAUCCUACAACUGCAGCCCACUUCACCCGUGCCCCAGCAGUGCGCCCCCGAUGACUGGAAGGAAGUGGUGCCUGGGGAGAAGAGUGGGCCAGAGACAAGAACUGGCCUCUCACCACAUCAGCAAGCCAUUGUCACUGCCGUGUCUGGUGGCCUGCCAGUCCCCAAGAGCCCUGACACCCAGCAGUCCCCAGUUCAUGAGACAGGGCAGGGCAUUGUUCAUGCACUGACCGACCUCAGCAGCCCCGGCAUGACCUCAGGGAACGGAAAUUCUGCCUCCAGCAUCGCCGGCACUGCCCCCCAGAAUGGUGAGAAUAAACCACCACAGGCCAUUGUGAAACCCCAAAUCCUGACGCAUGUUAUCGAAGGGUUUGUGAUCCAGGAGGGGGCGGAGCCUUUCCCGGUGGGCCGCUCAUCCCUGCUGGUGGGGAAUCUCAAGAAGAAGUAUGCCCAGGGGUUCUUGCCUGAGAAACUUCCCCAGCAGGAUCACACCACCACCACAGACUCAGAGAUGGAGGAGCCCUACCUGCAAGAAUCCAAAGAGGAGGGUACUCCCCUCAAACUCAAGUGUGAGCUCUGUGGCCGGGUGGACUUUGCCUACAAAUUCAAACGUUCUAAGCGCUUCUGUUCCAUGGCUUGUGCAAAGAGGUAUAACGUGGGCUGCACAAAGCGUGUGGGGCUCUUCCAUUCAGACCGCAGCAAGCUGCAGAAGGCUGGGACCGCAACCCACAACCGUCGCCGAGCCAGCAAGGCCAGUCUGCCAACACUCACCAAGGACACCAAGAAGCAGCCCACAGGCACAGUGCCACUGUCAGUCACCGCCGCCUUGCAGCUGACGCACAGCCAGGAGGACUCCAGCCGCUGUUCAGAUAACUCAAGCUACGAGGAGCCCUUGUCCCCCAUCUCGGCCAGCUCGUCCACCUCCCGCCGGCGGCAAGGCCAGAGGGACCUGGAGCUCCCGGACAUGCACAUGCGGGACCUGGUGGGCAUGGGACACCACUUCCUCCCCAGUGAGCCCACCAAGUGGAACGUAGAGGACGUCUACGAAUUCAUCCGCUCUCUGCCAGGCUGCCAGGAAAUAGCUGAGGAGUUCCGUGCCCAGGAGAUCGACGGGCAGGCUCUGCUGCUGCUCAAGGAAGACCACCUGAUGAGUGCUAUGAACAUCAAGCUGGGGCCGGCCCUAAAGAUCUACGCUCGCAUCAGCAUGCUCAAGGACUCCUAGGGUGGUGCCACACGGCCGGGCUCCUCCUCCAGCCGAGCAGAGAGCCAGACAUUCCUGAGGGGCCCAGAAAGGGAGCCGGUUGGAGGAAGGGCUCUCCCCAAGGGCAUGGCUGGCGAGGGGGUCUGGGCACCCUCUCCGUGGCUCUCAGGGGCCUUCCAUUUCUGUGGGAAGGACAGAGAGGUAGGCGGCACAAAAGAUGGGGCUUAUGCUUUGUAAAUAAUGAUGGCACUGGCUUCCUCCAAAGUCCCAGGACGCUAGCCCCACUCUCUUCCCGUCUCCCUGUCCCCCAUUUUCUAGGGGGCGUACGGUCAGGGCUCCCAACCUGGGUUGGGUUACUUCCAAGGGCAACCAGCAGGCCUGGCAGGGCCUUGAACGCCCUUGCCUUUCUUCCUCCCUUCCCCACCCCCAACCCCGCUUUCUUCUCCAUGCCAGCUUCUCCCCCUCCAGCCUGCUUCUGCGGCAGCGGGGGCGCUCCCCACACCCCUGCAGGGGGACAGGGAGCUGUGGGCCCAGAAUGGCCAUGCCUGCUGGCACAGACGCCUUAACGCUGUGUGUGUGACUGUGUGACUGUGGGAGCCUGAACUGAGAGAGAGGCCAGGGGCGCCCUCUGGCACCUCCAGGUGUUUUGUAGCAAACAGCCACUUAGUGCUUUGUCCUGGACUCCACCCCGCCUUAGGAUGGGGACAGAGAAGGGGGCAGCCCCGCUGUGGAGGCAGGCAUGGGAGCAGACAGAGGUCAGACUCAGUGGGGCCUUGGAAGCCCCGCCCCACACUGUGACGUCUUCAGACUGCCCUGCUGUCUCACCAAACAGCAUUAAGGAGGCUGAGCCUCCAGGGCCGCGUGCUGCUCACCGAGGAGCUGCGGCGUGGGUGGGCACCUCUGUCGAUGGGAAGCAGGCAGCCAUGCCCUCCCACUCCCACACUUCCUUGCUUGUAAACUCUAGCAGCAGUUUGAGCUACCUAAGGAGGAGACAAGAGGCAGGGCUGGAGGCAAGUGUCCUGUCCCUUAGAGAAGGCUCCUGGGGUUGGGGUGGGCCUCUUCCAGCAAGGGGCUGGGCAUCCGCCUCAGCUUGUUCUCUUCCCACCCACACCCCCAGGGAGGGUUGGAAAUGAAGGACUUUUUUAAUCUUUUGUUUUUUAAAAAUAAAUCUGUAAAACCCCA